This is a messenger RNA of Nicotiana tabacum (common tobacco), 885 nucleotides long. NCBI's taxonomy places the organism in Eukaryota, Viridiplantae, Streptophyta, Magnoliopsida, Solanales, Solanaceae. The record is from RefSeq and is a predicted model, not a curated record.
CAUACCAUCAAAUCAAUUCAGAAGGGCUCAGAAGAUCAGACAUAAGUUGGAAAACACUAAAUUUGCAAGAUUUUUUCUUGUCUUCCUUGCGAUCCUUGGAACAUCGAUGGUCAUUGGCGACGGAAUUAUCACUCCUUCCAUCUCGGUUCUCUCUGCCGUAAGUGGGAUCAAGCCUCUAGGCCAAGAAGCGAUUGUGGGUGUUUCCGUUGCAAUACUGGUAGCCCUCUUCUGUUUUCAACGUUUUGGUACGGAUAAAGUGGGAUACUCAUUUGCUCCAGCCAUAUGCAUUUGGUUUUGUUUAAUAAGUGGUACCGGUAUGUACAACUUGUUCAAGCAUGAUGUGAGCGUCUUACGUGCCUUUAAUCCCAUAUACAUUUUUGACUACUUCAAAGGAAAUGGUAAAAAAGGAUGGCUUUCUCUUGGUGGAGUUAUCCUCUGCAUUACAGGAUCUGAAGCUAUGUUUGUUGAUUUGGGUCACUUUAGUGUGCGGUCUGUUCAAAUAAGCUUCAGUUGCGUAGUAUUUCCAUCUAUCCUCUCUGCUUAUAUUGGGCAAGCUGCUUACCUUACAAAAUUCCCAGAAAAUGUGGGGAAUGCUUUCUAUGCCUCUGUUCUGGAUCCAAUUUACUGGCCAACAUUUGUAGUGGCUGUUGUUGCGGCCAUUAUUGCAAGUCAAGCAAUGAUAUCUGGAGCUUUUUCUAUUGUGGCUCAGGCCCAAAGUCUAGGUUGUUUCCCAAGGGUGAAGUUACUCUCAGCUUCAAAACCACAAGAAAUUUGGGGAAUGCUUAUGGAAUUUGUGUGGUUAGUGCUGAGCUUACAACCACAAAUAUGAUGACAUUAGUAAUGCUUCUUAUAUGGAAAAUUAGCAUAUGGCGGAUUAUCCUAUUC